This is a messenger RNA of Rana temporaria (common frog), 5585 nucleotides long. It is a transcript of the gene OPA1, whose product is annotated as OPA1 mitochondrial dynamin like GTPase. The record is from RefSeq and is a predicted model, not a curated record. Gene Ontology annotation, biological process: mitochondrial fusion. Gene Ontology annotation, cellular component: mitochondrial membrane; microtubule; cytoplasm. Gene Ontology annotation, molecular function: microtubule binding; GTPase activity; GTP binding. The transcript has 31 exons. NCBI's taxonomy places the organism in Eukaryota, Metazoa, Chordata, Amphibia, Anura, Ranidae. Bases 110 to 3106 code for a protein of 998 amino acids.
GUGCGCUCUGGUGUUUCCCGGAAGUGGAGCUAGUGACAGCUUCGGGUGUCCUUGUUUGGCAGCUGGUGCUGGAUGUGCAGGAGAGGGCAGAGCUCGCCGGUCACCCAGAAUGUUGCGGGCUGCCUGCAUUGUGUGCAGAGGGGUGAUAAAUCAGCAUCCUGUUAAAGGAAAUAAACUCCCACGGCAGAGCCUGUAUGUCCACAGACACCAUUAUUCCUAUCCAAGACCACCAGUUCGAUAUUACUCGGGGCUGUCUCGUCUCCCAUUACGGAGAAGCAAACUUCUGUCUCUAAAUACUGCAUAUCAGACUCAACGCAACUUCUGGGUUGCUAGGUUGGCAUCCAAGUUGUUAAAACUGCGCUACCUGGUAUUGGGAUCAGCUGUUGGUGGUGGAUACACGGCUAAGAAGACUUUUGACCAAUGGAAGGACAUGUUCCCUGACCUUGGUGAAUACAAGUGGAUUAUCCCUGAUUUCAUAUGGGAGUUAGAUGAACACAUCAAUUUUGAUAAGCUCAGUAAAGCACUUCCGGAUUCUGAGGAGCUAGCCAAACUUUUGCCAGACUUUGACAAGAUAGGGGAAAGUUUUAGCUUUGUUAAAAGUUGGCUUUCAUCAGGUCACAAUUUGGUUAGUGAAGUCAUAGGAGCUUCUGAUCUGCUACAAUUGUUAGGAAGUGAUUCUGCUUUCAAAGCUACUGACAGCCAGAAUUUUGAUGGCUCUGAAAAGCAAUAUAAGAAGGGUUUGCUUGGUGAACUCAUUCUAUUACAAGAGCAGCUCAAGCAGCAUGAAGAGGAGGCACGCAGGGCUGCUGGAAACAUUAACACGGGCACUUCACAGCAGAAGCGCAAGGUAUCUGACAAAGAGAAGGUUGAUCAGCUGCAGGAGGAGCUUUUACAGACCCAGUUGAAAUACCAGCGUAUUCUUGAGCGAUUAGAGAAAGAGAAUAAAGAUUUGAGGAAGCUGAUGCUACUAAAAGAUGACAAAGGAAUUCAUCAGCGAAAAGUCAAGAAAUCCUUGAUAGAUCUGUAUUCUGAAGUGUUGGAUAUCCUGUCUGAUUAUGAUGCAAACUAUAACACGCAAGACCAUUUACCAAGGGUAAUUGUAGUUGGAGAUCAGAGUGCAGGAAAAACCAGUGUCCUAGAAAUGAUAGCACAAGCACGUAUCUUUCCUAGAGGAUCAGGAGAGAUGAUGACCCGCUCUCCAGUAAAGGUUACUCUAAGUGAGGGUCCUCACCAUGUUGCUAUGUUUAAGGAUAGCUCCCGGGAGUUUGAUCUCACAAAGGAAUCAGAUCUUGCAGCUUUGAGGGAUGAAAUAGAAGUACGAAUGAGAAAGAGUGUUAAGAAUGGACAGACUGUAAGCCCUGAGACCAUUUCUCUAAGCGUAAAAGGUCCCGGUAUCCAGAGAAUGGUGCUUGUGGAUCUCCCAGGAGUUAUUAGUACUGUUACCUCUGGAAUGGCUCCAGAUACCAAAGAAACCAUCUUCAGCAUCAGUAAAGCAUAUAUGCAGAACCCUAAUGCUAUUAUCCUCUGUAUACAAGAUGGGUCUGUUGAUGCAGAAAGAAGCAUUGUCACUGAUCUUGUAAGCCAAAUGGAUCCCCAAGGCAGACGUACCAUUUUUGUGUUGACAAAGGUAGACCUUGCUGAGAAAAAUGUAACCAGCCCUAAUCGAAUUCAGCAAAUCAUUGAAGGUAAACUAUUCCCAAUGAAAGCACUUGGGUAUUUUGCUGUUGUAACUGGAAAAGGCAACAACAAUGAAAGUAUUGACUCCAUCAAGGACUAUGAAGAAGAAUUCUUUCAAGGAUCAAGUCUUUUGAAAAAAGGGAUGCUGAAGGCUCAUCAGGUCACCACCAAGAAUUUAAGUCUUGCUGUUUCCGAUUGUUUUUGGAAAAUGGUCCGAGCAUCUGUAGAACAACAGGCUGAUGCUUUCAAAGCUACUCGUUUUAACUUGGAAACAGAAUGGAAAAAUAAUUAUCCCAGGCUGCGUGAGCUUGACAGGAAUGAGUUGUUUGAAAAAGCCAAAAAUGAAAUUCUUGAUGAAGUUAUAAGUCUUACCCAGGUUACACCAAAGCAUUGGGAAGAGAUCCUCCAGAGAACACUGUGGGAGAGGGUGUCAACCCAUGUGAUUGAGAACAUCUACCUACCAGCUGCACAGACCUUGAACUCUGGUACUUUCAACACCACUGUAGACAUCAAGCUGAAACAAUGGACUGACAAGCAACUUCCUCAUAAAGCAGUGGAGGUGGCUUGGGAAACCCUUCAAGAGGAGUUCUCUCGAUUUAUGACAGAGCAGAAAGGCAAGGAACAUGAUGACAUUUUUGACAAGCUAAAAGAAGCGGUGAAAGAGGAGAGCAUCAAGAGACAUAAAUGGAAUGAGCAAGCAGAGGACAGUUUGCGAGUAAUUCAGCACAAUGCUUUAGAGGACCGUUCCAUUUCAGACAAGCAACAGUGGGAUGCUGCAAUCCAUUUCAUGGAGGAUACCUUACAAAGCCGCUUAAAAGAUACUGAAUCCGUCAUACGAGAUAUGGUUGGCCCGGGCUGGAAAGAGCGAUGGAUUUCUUGGAUAUCUCGUACUCCAGAGCAGAACAUACGAAAUGAAACGCAAAAUGAGCUUGAAAAGAUGCUAAAAGUUAAUGAAGAUCAUCCUGCAUAUCUUGCCAGCGAUGAAGUCACUACAGUCAGAAAGAAUCUAGAAACACGGGGAAUUGAAGUUGACCCGGUCUUGAUCAAGGACACGUGGCACCAAGUCUUCAGAAAACAUUUUUUGAGGUCUGCUCUCGGUCACUGUAAUCUUUGCAGGAGAGGAUUCUAUUACUAUCAGAGACAUUUUGUAGAUUCUGAGUUGGAAUGCAAUGAUGUGGUCCUUUUUUGGAGAAUACAGCGGAUGUUGGCAAUCACUGCAAAUACCUUAAGGCAGCAGCUAACAAACACAGAAGUAAGGCGAUUAGAGAAAAAUGUAAAGGAGAUCUUGGAAGACUUUGCUGAAGACUGUGAUAAAAAAGUUAACUUGCUAACCGGAAAGAGGGUCCAACUAGCAGAAGAUCUUAAAAAAGUAAGAGAAAUCCAAGAAAAACUUGAAGCCUUUAUUGAAGCCCUUCAUCAAGAGAAGUAGCCCAAGCAAUUGGAGUGGAGAAAGAAAACGGGUGUAUGAAUUCUACAGACAGUGAAGACAUGAAGCUAUCUGCUGUGUAAUACACUGGGAAGAAAAGCCCUGAUAUGAGGCUUUGAUUCCCUGAUGGCUAUAUGAAGAACUGAUGAGUAUUUGUAACACUCUCCAGUGAAGGGUUGCCUACAUAUUGCUGCUGUCCUGUGUUUGUGCUGUACAUUGAUCACAGUUGUCAGCUUCUUUUUACUUGAUCUGAUAAUUUGGGGCAUGAUAUGUCAUUUUAGCAUCUGUAUAUAAAUCCUUAGCACUUUUUCCAUUUCAUUUCUCCUUAUAUGGAAGUAUUGCAGACUGCAUGUGUAUAAUGUUUGUAUGUGUUCUCAUUAAUGGCAUAAGAUAUAUGAAAUAAGAAACAGCAGUUCAAUCCCAAUCAGCACAAUCUAGUUUCAUCAGUUGGCAUUUUGUCAUGGAAAGACUUGUGCGAAGUGUGAAAUUGUAGUAUAUAAUUUAUUUAUUGAGCACCAAACUUAACCUGGCUAUACAUUGGUAGAGUUUCGAAUGAAAUUUCUAUGUACGUUUAAUGACUGGAUAACUGUCAUUUGAAAGUACUUCAAACUGUAGUUUCCUUUUAACGUUAGAUUUUGAAAUGAAUGGAAUUUCCUGAACAAAAAUCACAUUCACUAUUUAGAAAUUUUGUUCAAGAAAGUUUUCACCCUACUUCUUCGAAUUUUCUCAUUACUGUGGUCGAAAUAAGAAUGUGGAUUUGAACCUACUAACAAUUAAAAAGUCAGAGAAAUGUUCUUAAAACAAAAAGUUGUGAACUAAAUUCUACUAGCUUAUAGCCAGCUUCUCCUUCCCUUCACUUAUUAUAUCUAAAAACAAAGUUGACCAAGGAAGAAGUUUGAAAUGUUUACAUCAAAAUUGUGUCCAAGUUUUUGUAGAAAGCACUUAGGGGCCUAGUGAUUGAGUUUUUCUGAAUUGUGCAUCACACACAUAUUUGCACUGAAAUUGUAAGGUUGUAAUAAGUUUCAAAAACUUUUAAAAACAAGGCACCGAAUCCUCACAUUAUGUGAUUAUAGUGAAGUUGGUGUCACUGUAAAGAUGUUAGGAGAUUGUGCCAACAAGAACAUUUCUUGUAGCACAUGGAAACCAAUCAAAUUCCUUCUUUCAUUUUAAACUCUGCACUGCAUUAAUGGCGGUCGAAAGCUGAUUGGUUGCUAUCGGCAACAAGAAUGCACCCAUAAGAAUAUUUCUUGGUUCCUAUAGUAACCAAUCAUCUUUCAGCUAUCAUUUCUGAAGAGCAGAGUUUGAAGUGAUAAUACCUGAACACAGCAGUUUUAUGUUGACCAUAUAUAUGUUGAGAUUUUAAAUAAAAUAGCACUUGUCAUCAGGCCAUAUAGGCAGGGAUAUAUUCUCAAAUUAAUUAGAAUUUUUUUAUAUUGUCACAUGGUUUACCAGGCAAGCCCAUUUUCAAAUUUCUUGCAUUUUCUUCUUAUAAAUGCAGACUCAGUGAAAGAAUCAUACUUCUAACUGUAUCAAUCUUCAUUUAUGCACUUUUGUUUUCAGUGUCCUCAAGCACUUCCACUGCUGAAAGAUUUCUUCUACCAGUGCAAAUCUAUUUUGUUUCCUUCAGAAAUUCUUGUUUUCAUUAAUGCUACAAAAGUUUCUUAGGUCUUAAUAGCAAUUGCAGUAAAAAAUGUCGUUUCAUCAAAGUGUCUGUAUGAUGAGCUCUUGGUUAUAUUCUUCUUCACUUUGGCUAGGUAUAGAUGGAAAUUCAGCCAGUUCAGCAGAGACUGUCUGGAUUCCACUCUGUGUGCGAUUCUCCCUUUUCAACAGAAGUCGGUCAUUGGAUCGAUGUCUGCCAAACAAACACGCUGGAAAACAUUUGUCGAUCAGCAGCUGCAGCCACUAAGCACUGUAUUCUGACAGCAGUGGGAGCAGCUUUCUGAAUAAAAUGUCCCGGCGGGGGGUGACGAGCAAGGUGGAUGGAGGAAUCCUUAGACUUUCUUUCCUUAGAUCUUUGUUUCCAAUGGGGGAGUGAGCGAAAAGUCAAAUUGACUACUGUAGACACAAUAAUAAAUAAGACCAGUCUCUAACAUCACUGCUUGUCACAACUGAACAACUAUAUUCUUAUAAAUGUGCUCUUAUUACCUAAUGAACUCAAAAUGUGAUGGCAUAAUAUAGUCUCAUGAACGUAUAAAUUAUACACAAAUUUUGUGUAUUCUGCUGCACAUUAAAUAUUAGUUUUCAACAUGUGAAAUAUGACUUGGAUAUAAUUGGUGUCUAUUUUAUUUAUGAAAAUAUUUCAAUGAACUUUACACUUUAGAGGUUUUUACACUUCUAAUAUUCUGGUGUGUUUUUCAGCUAUAUGCUGCUAAAUACCACAGAAAACAAAAUGCUUAAUUUGACUUUUCAGAAAUCCUAAAGGAUACCGUUCUUUUUCAAACAUGUAAAUGAAUAAAAAGGCAAAACGGCAUAAUGAAAUCUC